This is a messenger RNA of Galeopterus variegatus (Sunda flying lemur), 2006 nucleotides long. RefSeq names its product cysteine conjugate-beta lyase 2 (gene KYAT3). NCBI's taxonomy places the organism in Eukaryota, Metazoa, Chordata, Mammalia, Dermoptera, Cynocephalidae. The transcript has 14 exons. Gene Ontology annotation, biological process: biosynthetic process. The coding region runs from base 324 to 1688 and encodes 454 amino acids. The record is from RefSeq and is a predicted model, not a curated record. Gene Ontology annotation, cellular component: mitochondrion; cytoplasm. Gene Ontology annotation, molecular function: L-kynurenine:2-oxoglutarate transaminase activity; pyridoxal phosphate binding.
AGGCAGCGAUCCGGGCGGAACCCGCAGCCGCGCGAGCUCCGAGUCCAGACCCCAUAGCCAAUCCCCGGCCACAUCCCCGCCCGGCUCCAUCCCGCCGCCUUACUCGCUCCUGCCUGCGCCCUCCAGCCCCACACCCGCUCCUCCCUUCCCUUCCAGGCCGCGAUCCCGGCAGAGCCCACAGCCAAUCGCGCCCUGAGUCCCGACGCCAGUCAAUCCCCGCCCAGGCUCCAGGCUCCGCCCACGCGUCCGAAUCCCGCCCAACCAGGCCCCCAACUCCAGGCGGGACUCGAGCCCGUGGAAACCAGGUUGAGGUGCGAAGGAGCAUGUUUUUGGCCCAGAGGAGACUCUGCACCAUUAGCACUAGAGCAAGAUUCCUGAAGACAAUUUAUUCUACAAAAAUCCUCAAAUUCUCUUCUUCUCCUAAAAUGUCUUCGAAAUUCAAAAAUGCAAAACGGAUUGAAGGACUUGAUAGUAAUGUGUGGAUUGAAUUUACCAAGUUGGCUGCAGACCCCUCUGUUGUGAAUCUUGGCCAAGGCCUUCCAGAUAUAUCCCCUCCUAUAUAUGUAAAGGAAAAACUAUCAAAGAUCGCAGCAGUUGAUAGCCUGAAUCAGUAUACCCGGGGCUUCGGUCAUCCAUCACUUGUGAAAGCUCUGUCCUGCCUGUACGAAAAGUUUUAUCAUCAUCAAAUCAAUCCAAAUAAAGAAAUCCUUGUGACAGUAGGAGCAUAUGGAUCUCUUUUUAAUGCUAUUCAAGGAUUAAUUGAUGAGGGAGAUGAAGUCAUAAUAAUAGUCCCUUUCUAUGACUGCUAUGAGCCCAUGUUGAGAAUGGUUGGAGCAACACCUGUUUACAUUCCCCUAAGAUCUAAACCUGUUGAUGGAAAAAAAUGGUCUAGUUCUGACUGGACAUUAGAUCCUGAAGAACUGGCAAGUAAAUUUAAUUCCAGAACUAAAGCUAUUAUACUAAAUACUCCACAUAACCCUAUGGGGAAGGUGUAUACCAAAGAGGAACUCCAAGUAAUUGCUGACCUUUGCAUCAAAUAUGACACACUCUGCAUCAGUGAUGAGGUUUAUGAAUGGCUUGUAUAUCCCGGAAAAAAGCAUUUUAAAAUAGCCACUUUUCCAGGUAUGUGGGAGAGAACAGUAACAAUAGGAAGUGCUGGGAAGACUUACAGCGUAACUGGCUGGAAGCUUGGCUGGUCUAUUGGUCCUAAUCAUUUGAUAAAACAUUUACAAACAGUUCAACAAAAUUCCGUUUAUACCUGUGCAACUCCUUUACAAGAAGCCUUGGCUCAAGCUUUUUGGAUUGACAUCAAGCGUAUGGAUGACCCACAGUGUUACUUUAAUUCUCUGCCAAGAGAGUUAGAAGUAAAAAGAGAUCAGAUGGUACACUUACUUGAAAGUGUUGGCCUAAAACCCAUAGUUCCUGAUGGGGGAUACUUCAUCAUCGCUGAUGUGUCUUUGCUAGAUGCAGACCUCUCUGACAUGGAAAGCAAUGAGCCUUAUGACUUUAAAUUUGUGAGAUGGAUGACCAAAAAUAAGAAACUAUCAGCCAUCCCUGUUUCAGCAUUCUGUAAUUCAGAGACUAAAUUACAGUUUGAGAAGUUUGUGCGAUUUUGCUUCAUAAAAAAAGACAGCACACUGGAUGCUGCUGAAGAAAUCAUCAAGGCAUGGAAUAAGCAGAAGUCUUGAUACACACAGACUGUGUAAUGUUUCUGUUACAUGACCUAGUAUGGAAUUGUUACCUAGUGCUGCCACCUGCUGGAUGUUGAAAAACAAAUAUUUCCAUAAAAUUGGAAUUUAAAUAUUUGCAUUAUUUUUCCAAAGAAGUUAACCCUACAUAACAAUAUUCAGGAGAUCUGAUUUUUUUUUUUCAGUUGAAAUGUAUUAAAACACCUUCCACUAUCAUUUUAUGAGUCAGCAUAGCAUAGUGGAUAAGAACUGUGAGAUGCUUAACCUCUCUGUGCUUCAAUUUCCUUAUUAUAAAAGGGGAAUAAAAAUAGCACCUGG